This is a messenger RNA of Trichobilharzia regenti, 3219 nucleotides long. Lineage: Eukaryota; Metazoa; Platyhelminthes; Trematoda; Strigeidida; Schistosomatidae. The record is from the annotation of a GenBank genome assembly.
AGGUCGUUCCAAUUAUAAUAUUAUUGAUUCCGCUAAUAAUCCUGAUUUUGUAGAUAAUUCAGAAAUAGGUCCAGAUAAUACUGAUGAAAAUAAUAUCACAGAAUCAGUUAGGUCGAAGCUACUUGCAAGCAAACCGAGACAUCGCUAUAAAUACGCGAGGAGAUAUUCGAGGUGUGGCGGAUGUGGUGAUUGACAAUUUCUAUCUCUGUAUUGUUUAAAAUACUUACUGUUGACUGUUGAUAUGUUUCUUAUAUGAAUUGCAUUAUAAUUCCGCUAAAUACAAAUUCCUGAUUGCUGCCCUCUCUGGGUUUUGUUUAGAUUCUUAUAAUUCCGUCAUAUCGAAAUACUAAUACUUCAAGUACAAUAAAUUACUACAAAUUGGCGUCGCGAUGGAGCUAAGUAACCUGGGAAAAUUUCCUCUUAAUGGUUCUCCGCGGGAGAUUGCUGAUUAUUUGGAAUGCUUUGAUGCGUGGUGCAUUUCCAAGAAUGUUCGGGAUGAUAAAAUACCUGCUCAUUUCAUCACCGCUAUUGGGCUUGAUGCAUAUAGCCUGGUGAAGAAUCUGGCAUUUCCAGAUAAACCCAUUUCUAUGUCAUAUGACAAGAUCCGUGAACUUCUGACAAAUCACUUUCAUGUAACUACAUUUGAGACCAGAGAGAGGGCUCACUUCAACAAACUGGUACGUUCUCCCAACCAGAAGAUUAGAGACUUCAUUCUUCAACUUCAAAUUCAAGCCUCAAAGUGUAAUUUUGGAGAUCAGCUGCAUACUCAACUACGUGAUCGUCUAAUUGCUGGAAUCAAUAUUCCUAAAUUAGAGAAAGAGUUAAUUCAGAUUCCUUCUUGUACCUUUCAAACUGCUAAAGAGGUAUGUAUUACAUAUGAAGAUGUCAAUAAUGAAUACUCUGCUCCCACUACGUCAGUAUCUGAUGUCAUGCUGUCCAAAGUCGAAAAUACAAGUGUUCAUGGAAAGCAAUCCAAACUGCCGUCCACAGGUAAUAGAAUGCAGCCAGAGAUCAAAAACAUUAAACCGUGUUUAUCCUGUGGAAAGUUACAUCUACGAAGCACUUGCCGUUUUCGGAGUGCUAAGUGCUAUAAAUGUGGUAAAGUUGGACACAUCAAGACGGUUUGCAGAAGUUCGAAUACUUAUGUUGCUCAACAUUCUUAUAAUUCUCCCAAGCUGUCUAGUAAAAUGGAGUCUAUGUGUCUUUCAACCUUUCAAAAUACUCAAGCUAAUCCAACGAAAACCUCCACUGCAAGUUCAGCAACGCAAGCAUCAACUGUAUUCAAAAAUGAGGUAGCUAAGUUGCAAUGUGAACUGUCGAAAGCACGAAAAGACCUGAAUGAGAUGAGAGAGCAACUGAAUAAAAUUGAGGAAUUACUGCAUAUGCAUAGACUACGUCUGGUGAAUCCAGAGCAUACAAGUUCUUGUGAAAGUCCUGCAAAACUAUUCAAAUCUCGAAUUCUCAAGAAGCAUCUGAUGUCCACGACUUCUAAUGUACAUUAUUACAAAGGUAAUAACUAUAGACCUUCUGUUGGAAUUAUACUACAAAAAAUGGGAAAUCGAGUGGUGAAGAUAUUAGACAUCAAAGAUCACUCAGUUCAUAACGGACACCUGGACAAAGUGACAAUAAAUGAAGUAGGUCGUUCCAAUUAUAAUAUUAUUGAUUCCGCUAAUAAUCCUGAUUUUGUAGAUAAUUCAGAAAUAGGUCCAGAUAAUACUGAUGAAAAUAAUAUCACAGAAUCAGUUAGGUCGAAGCUACUUGCAAGCAAACCGAGACAUCGCUAUAAAUACGCGAGGAGAUAUUCGAGGUGUGGCGGAUGUGGUGAUUGACAAUUUCUAUCUCUGUAUUGUUUAAAAUACUUACUGUUGACUGUUGAUAUGUUUCUUAUAUGAAUUGCAUUCUAAUUCCGCUAAAUACAAAUUCCUGAUUGCUGCCCUCUCUGGGUUUUGUUUAGAUUCUUAUAAUUCCAUCAGAUCGAAAUACUAAUACUUCAAGUACAAUAAAUUACUACAAAUUGGCGUCGCGAUGGAGCUAAGUAACCUGGGAAAAUUUCCUCUUAAUGGUUCUCCGCGGGAGAUUGCUGAUUAUUUGGAAUGCUUUGAUGCGUGGUGCAUUUCCAAGAAUGUUCGGGAUGAUAAAAUACCUGCUCAUUUCAUCACCGCUAUUGGGCUUGAUGCAUAUAGCCUGGUGAAGAAUCUGGCAUUUCCAGAUAAACCCAUUUCUAUGUCAUAUGACAAGAUCCGUGAACUUCUGACAAAUCACUUUCAUGUGACUACAUUUGAGACCAGAGAGAGGGCUCACUUCAACAAACUGGUACGUUCUCCCAACCAGAAGAUUAGAGACUUCAUUCUUCAACUUCAAAUUCAAGCCUCAAAGUGUAACUUUGGAGAUCAGCUACAUACUCAACUACGUGAUCGUCUAAUUGCUGGAAUCAAUAUUCCUAAAUUAGAGAAAGAGUUAAUUCAGAUUCCUUCUUGUACCUUUCAAACUGCUAAAGAGGUAUGUAUUACAUAUGAGGAUGUCAAUAGUGAAUACUCUGCUCCCACUACGUCAGUAUCUGAUGUCAUGCUGUCCAAAGUCGAAAAUACAAGUGUUCAUGGAAAGAAAUCCAAACUGCCGUCCACAGGUAAUAGAAUGCAGCCAGAGAUCAAAAACAUUAAACCGUGUUUAUCCUGUGGAAAGUUACAUCUACGAAGCACUUGCCGUUUUCGGAGUGCUAAGUGCUAUAAAUGUGGUAAAGUUGGACACAUCAAGACGGUUUGCAGAAGUUCGAAUACUUAUGUUGCUCAACAUUCUUAUAAUUCUCCCAAGCUGUCUAGUAAAAUGGAGUCUAUGUGUCUUUCAACCUUUCAAAAUACUCAAGCUAAUCCAAUGAAAACCUCCACUGCAAGUUCAGCAACGCAAGCACCAACUGUAUUCAAAAAUGAGGUAGCCAAGUUGCAAUGUGAACUGUCGAAAGCACAAAAAGACCUGAAUGAGAUGAGAGAGCAACUGAAUAAAAUAGAGGAAUUACUGCAUAUGCAUAGACUACGUCUGGUGAAUCCAGAGCAUACAAGUUCUUGUGAAAGUCCUGCAAAACUAUUCAAAUCUCGAAUUCUCAAGAAGCAUCUGAUGUCCACGACUUCUAAUGCACAUUAUUACAAAGGUAAUAACUAUAGACCUUCUGUUGGAAUUAUACUACAAAAAAUGGGAAAUCGAGUGGUAAAGAUAUCAGACAUC